AUGACGCCCGCCGACAGCGAAUCCGCAUACUUCAACAACUACCCUCCACCUAAAGCCCUUCCCAAACAUGAAUCGCUCGCUAGAUCAUUCAUAGAUUAUCAUGUGGAAUCCAGUCGGCGCGUGGUACUCGUUACCUCUGGAGGAACUACAGUUCCCCUCGAAAAUCAAACUGUCCGCUUCAUCGACAACUUCUCCGCAGGAACAAGAGGUGCCACAUCCGCGGAGUACUUUUUACAGCAGGGCUAUGCAGUGAUAUUCCUACACCGACAGUUUAGUCUGCUUCCAUACUCCCGGCAUUACAGCCAUUCCACCAAUUGCUUCCUAGACUUCAUGGAUGAGGCCGCCCCGAGCGAUUCAGGCAAUUCAGACCAUGGACCCAUCGUGGUGCGGAAUGAGUACCAGGAUGAGAUGCGGGAUGUCCUCCGGAAAUACAGAUACGCGAAGCAGAACAACCUCCUUCUUUUGAUCCCAUUUACUACGGUUUCUGAGUACCUCUUUGAACUGCGCAUGCUUGCAAAAUGCAUGAACCCUCUUGGCCCCAAUGCGCUGUUCUAUUUGGCUGCUGCGGUGAGCGAUUUUUUUAUUCCACGCGACCGGAUGGCAGAGCACAAGAUCCAAUCGUCGGAAAUUCCCAAGGAAUUCAGCGGCCCCGAGGAGGCCGUUAGCACCGAUGACAUCUACACAGGCGGGUUUGAGCAGAAACCAGCUACGUCAAGCAAGAAGCUAGUCGUCAAUUUGGAUCCAGUCCCGAAAUUCCUCCACCAGCUCGUGGACGGCUGGUCGCCAGAGGGAAGCAUGAUUGUCUCCUUCAAGCUCGAAACUGACCCCAAUCUGCUCGUCUACAAGGCCCAGACGGCGCUGGAUACCUAUGCCCAUCACCUGGUGGUCGGAAACUUACUCUCAACUAGAAAAUGGGAGGUCGUAUUUGUCACUCCAGAUCCACCACAUGAACGCUGGAUUCGGGUUCCCAAGUCACGCCGGAGCAAGAGCAUCUCCGGUGUCGAAAAUCAGGUGGGAUUGGCCGAGGCUGCAAAGCGGUCAUUAGGGGACGAUGCCUCUGCGACUCCUGAUGGUACAGAGUCUUCGAAGAAUGAAGCGGUGGUUACGACCCGCGAGGGCACAGAAGUCGAAAGCCUGAUCAUUCCAGAGCUGGUCAAGCUGCAUUCAAACAUGAUUGGGAAAUUCCAUAAGCAAUAA
Aspergillus puulaauensis is the source of this 1197-nucleotide messenger RNA. RefSeq names its product phosphopantothenate--cysteine ligase CAB2. Gene Ontology annotation, biological process: coenzyme A biosynthetic process. Lineage: Eukaryota; Fungi; Ascomycota; Eurotiomycetes; Eurotiales; Aspergillaceae. The coding region runs from base 1 to 1197 and encodes 398 amino acids. Gene Ontology annotation, molecular function: phosphopantothenate--cysteine ligase activity. Gene Ontology annotation, cellular component: nucleus; cytoplasm. The record is from RefSeq and is a predicted model, not a curated record. The transcript has a single exon.